Molecule: messenger RNA, 2076 nt
Organism: Etheostoma cragini (Arkansas darter)
Lineage: Eukaryota; Metazoa; Chordata; Actinopteri; Perciformes; Percidae
Exons: 9
Coding region: 264-1346 (360 amino acids)
Biological process (GO): positive regulation of ERK1 and ERK2 cascade; interleukin-15-mediated signaling pathway; T cell activation
Cellular component (GO): external side of plasma membrane; membrane raft
Molecular function (GO): MHC class II protein binding; protein tyrosine kinase binding
Source: RefSeq, a predicted model, not a curated record
CUUGAUUAACUUACUGUCCCUUUAAUGUGUCUUUAUUGCUGUUCAGUUUAUUUUCUAUGUUUUGAUGAAAGUAAAUAAAGCAACAAGAAUUGGCACAUCCCUCAUCUUGAUUGAGUCACUUUAGAGAGUCCAACUGUUAUUAAAGGAAGGAUGAGGAAGUGACAUGUUGCUGUUCAGAGGAAGUUGAUAAAACAUUUGUGUUUAAGAAGCAACUAGUUCAGAGACUUUCAAAAAGAAGAAGCAGAGAGAGACAGAGAGACACGAUGGUUGACUUCAGAUGGACUAAAACCUCUUUAUUCCUGAUCCUGGUGCUUCAGUUUACAGCGGCAGCAACCAGACCAUAUAUGAGCUUCUCCGCAGUCAGAGUCGGAGAUGAAGUCACUUUGCCUUGUCACACACCCAAUCAGGCUUGUGACAGUCCUAAGUGGAUCUUCACUGAUUCAAGCCGCACAGCAACUGUAGAUCUGGUUCGUGAUGGGAGGAUUGUUGAAAAAGCCAAAGCUAAGUCAGACCGACUGAGUGUUACAGAGAACUGUUCUCUGGUUAUAAAGAAGGUCACAGAGGAGGAUGCUGGUCAUUAUGGAUGUGUAGAGUUUAGAUUACGACAACAAGCUCCAGACACUGUUGUUAUUCUGUCUGUUGUUACCAUGACUGAACAUCAGGACAGUGAUGAGGUGACGUUACGCUGCUCUGUGUCCACAUAUGGACCAUGUAGACACACAGUGAAGUGGCUGUUUAAGAGUCAUGAUGUGGAUAAAGAUCAUAAAGAUUUGAGGACAUCCCAGUCUCCCUGCUACACCUCUGUGACCUUUCCUACUUCUCAUUUUAGUUACACAUCAAGGUAUCAGAUCUUUAGGUGUGAAGUGACUGAAGGAGACAAAGUGCAGGAGUUUCCCUUCAGCCCUCAGUCCUCAGGUGGGGUCACAACAACAACAACAACAGAAUCAACAGAAUCAUUAACAACUGAGAGCAGCAUUACAUCAGGAACCAAUGAUGCUUCACCAGGACAACAAGGUGUGUUGGUGUACAUCAUGGAGGCUUUGGUUUUAGUAGCUCUCUUAAUAACCAUUGUGGCUGUCAUCAGUUGGAAGAAAAUGAAAGGAAACACAACACGGGAGAAUGACAAUGUUGGGCGGACCUCAAACUCUGCAGCAUCUCAGUCUGCCCCAGAAACCAGUCAAAACACGGCUGAUCCUGAAGGUGGUGUUUCCUACGCCUCCAUCAGCCACACCAACAAGACCAGCAGAGCCCAGGUUCGACGUAAAAACGAUGACGAAGCAGUGACCUACACAACCGUGAAAGCUUCCUCGACUGAUCCCAGUGAACUCUACGCUACCAUCAACUAAUCUGUCUAAUCUGGCAUCAGAUAUUUGCUAGUCUCUGAUGGGUGAUUGUAGAAAUCUUCCUAGUCAGAAGGGAGUGAAGCAGGUUAACUAGUGUCGCCAUGUAGAAAAGGGAAAUAGUAAUUUAACAAGUAUGUACUGUAUGAGGUGCUUAAAAAGCAAAUGAGUAUGAGCAUAAGUAACAUAUGAUACAUUAUGCUUGAUGAACUUGCUGUAAUGAACUUUAUUGUGCUCAGUGAUGGAUGUGCUGAUCUAAUGCUUGUCUUAUACUACAUGUAUUGCCUGUAAUAAUUUAAUAUGCAACAAUUUAUCAAGGGCAAGCAAUUGUACUGAUUGUGUCAUGCUAUUUUUUAUUUUCACAUUUGUUUCUGUUUAAUUGUAUCUUUUUUUGUUUCACGUACAACAAUUUGACCAUUUAUGCUUUGGAUACUUUAUUAAAACAUUUUAUAAUAUUUUAUUCAAAGCAUCCUGUAAAAGGGGAGGAUGUGAAAUGACUUAUUAAAUAACUGAAUAAGUGAAACUGGAAAUCCAAACGUAAAUGUGAUUUAAAUCAAUCACAAAUUAACAUUAAGGAAGUUAAGCACUUAAAAAGGAGAGAGAAUGAAAAAGGAAGAGUCACUAUGAGGAAGUGACACCUUACUAAUCACAGAAAGUAGUAGGCUAUGUAGUAGCAUGAAUUUCUCUCUAUUAAUGUAUGAUGAUCUCUUAAUAGAACAAUAAUGUAUGUUUUUUC